AUGGGCUGGAGGAUGCGGGGGCCCGGCACCGCCGCCGCCACCAUCGGACUCUGGGUCUUAGCACUGGGUUUGCUUCUGGCGCUGUGGACCGGGCUCGCGCAGCGGGCGGAGCAGCACCCCUUUCCCGGGCUGGGACUGCUGCGCCCGGGGAGGAGCAGCGCGAAUCGCGCGGCGUCCCCGGCUCUACUCCUCCCCCGUCUACGGCCGGGGGAAGCCCACGGCGGCCCAGCGAAAACUUUCCGGGCACUGCUCACUGUGCCGGCGGCCCGGGAGAGCCUGCCCCAGCUCUUCCCCGAGUCGGAGGAGCAGAGGCAACCGGGGCACGUGGAGGAGCCCCGGCGGGGCGGCCCAGCUGCCGUGCAGGGCGGGAUCUUCUGGAGCCGAGGCCUGGAGGAGCAGGUGCCCCGCGGCUUCUCGGAGGGGCAGGCGGCGUCCUGGCUGGAGGCGGCGCGCGGGGCCCGGGUGGUGGCCCUGGAGCGCGGGGGCUGCGGGCGCAGCUCCAACCGGCUGGCCCGCUUCGCCGACGGCACCCGCGCCUGCGUGCGCUAUGGCAUCAACCCGGAGCAGAUCCAGGGCGAGGCCCUGUCCUACUACCUGGCCCGGCUGCUGGGCCUCCAGCGCCACGUGCCCCCGCUGGCGCUGGCGCGGGUGGAGCCGCGAGGCGCGCAGUGGGCGCAGGUGCAGGACGAGCUGCGCGGCGCGCACUGGGCCGAGGGCAGUGUGGUGAGUCUGACUCGCUGGCUGCCCAACCUCACAGACGUAGUAGCCCCUGCUCCCUGGCGCUCGGAGGACGGGCGCCUGCGGCCCCUGCGUGGUGGCGGAGGCGAGCUGGCUAACCGCAGCGAGCCGGAGCUGGUGGAGCUGGUGCAGUGGACGGACCUGAUCCUCUUCGACUACCUGACAGCCAACUUCGACCGACUGGUCAGCAACCUCUUCAGCCUCCAGUGGGACCCCCGGGUCAUGCAGCGCGCCACCAGCAACCUGCACCGCGGCCCCGGAGGGGGGCUGGUCUUCAUCGACAACGAGGCGGGCCUGGUGCACGGCUACCGGGUGGCCGGCAUGUGGGACAAGUACAAUGAGCCUCUGCUCAAGUCCGUGUGCGUCUUCCGCCAGCGCACCGCCCAGCUUGUUCUGGAGCUGCACCGGGGCCAGGACGCUGCUGCGAGGCUCCUGCGCCUCUACCGGCGCCACGAGCCCCGCUUUCCCGAGCUGGGUGCCCUGGCUGAGCCCCAUGCACAGCUGCUGCAGCGCCGCCUCGAUUUCCUUUCCAAGCACAUUUUGCACUGCAAGGCCAAGUACGGCGGACUGUGACUUGGGACCGGAGCUGGGGCGGGGUGGCCUGGGGGAGGAGAGGCUGGAAAAGUGCAGGACAGCUGCACUUUGGAGUAGGGGAUGGAAGGUCUGCUCUUCCCUCAUCUGUCUGGGAGUUGUGGAGCCAACGCCCACUGAAUGACCGGAGCCUUUCAAAGAUCUCUCCCAUUCAAACUUCCUUCCUCCAUCCCUGUGUGCCUCUGUGUCUCUGGCUCGCUCUAUCUCUCUGUCUUCCCCUCUCCCCGCUCAGUCCCACACUGUCUCCUUUAAAAGUUCUCCAGGAGUGGACGGUGGCUAAAGCCUUCUCUUCUCCCGUCUCCAUGCAGGACCUUUGGCUGUGCCUGGAUGUUGUUUCCAGGCUGCUGAUCUGGAUUAGCCACUGAGUCUGGGGGUCACGAUUGUCUUCCCCGCAACUUGAGAGGAUGAAGUCCAGAAGGGCUCGUUUGGGUGGACGGGAAUUGCAUUUGUUUUUAUUUUUUCUUGCCCUACUCCCCACCUUUUACCCAGGAGGUUGGGGGAGGGGAGGAUGGAGGGCGGAUUGCAUCCCAAAUCGAAUUCUGUCAUUAACAUCCCACGCAGCAGGCGCUUUCUACUGGUCUCUGGAGUAGCAGACAUGCCAUUACACGGUGCAGCUCUGUUCAUGUGUGCAUUCUUUGUUCUAAGGAUGUAACCGCUGUUAAUGGCAAGGCAAAACGGAUAUGGAGACCAGAGAUGCCAGUAACUCCAAACAGCCCUUGGGAAGCCUCCUGAACAAAUCCAGCUCCUUCCACUCAUUUGUUAAACUGUCGUUUGGCCUGAAAACGACAAUACCGAAAGGACUGGAUAAAACCAAUCAAAGAUAAUGGAUUUUCCUCCCUCUUGACCACCCCCUACCCUUCUGGCCCCCCAGAAAACCACCGAGAUGUUGAUAGUGACCAGAGUCUCAAGAAAAGAAAAAAAGGGGGGUGGGGGAAAACCCAGUUUCAUGCACUUUACUUUGCU
Molecule: messenger RNA, 2292 nt
Organism: Gracilinanus agilis (Agile Gracile Mouse Opossum)
Lineage: Eukaryota; Metazoa; Chordata; Mammalia; Didelphimorphia; Didelphidae
Gene: FJX1
Product: four-jointed box kinase 1
Exons: 1
Coding region: 1-1311 (436 amino acids)
Biological process (GO): cell-cell signaling
Source: RefSeq, a predicted model, not a curated record